Molecule: messenger RNA, 1122 nt
Organism: Spodoptera exigua (beet armyworm)
Lineage: Eukaryota; Metazoa; Arthropoda; Insecta; Lepidoptera; Noctuidae
Source: the annotation of a GenBank genome assembly
AAAGUGUUGAAUGAAAUUGAAUGGUUAUGAAAAAAUUAUGAUAUGAAGUGAAAGUGCAAAAUAGGUUGGCAGGCAGUGAAAAAGUAUGUCUGUUGUAAUAAAAAUAUUAAUUUGUAAAUAUAUUCAGUCAACAGGUCCUGCCCUGGUUCUAACUGACAAAUUCAUUCAAUAUUACUUUACUUUGCACUUAGUAUGAGGUCCAUAUUUUUGGUUCACAUGUGAGUUACAUAUUAUAUGAUUAAAUGUACAUCAUUUCAGCCAUGGAGGACAUUUUUUUUGGUAUAUGCACCAAAGUUUCAAAAUAGCUUGCUAGUUCGUCAAUGGUGACAUCACAGGGUGGAUUGAGAGCCUGUUGGGAACAGCUACUUGAUCUACUACUCUGUUGUUUUGGCUCUCUACAUUCCUGUGUACUUAAUACACCAUGCUUCCACCAUCUACGGCCACUGCAUUCAUCAUUAGCUACUAAAUUUAAUUUAUAAUCACUAGAUGAUAUUCUUAACUGAUUACAGUUAUCAACAAGUGUACAUAAACUUAGUGGGUCACAUCUCUCAAUUUCUGCCAAACUUCUACUUGUUGAGUCUUCACAGCUAUCAAUACUUUCCAGUUUAAUAGCACUACUACAUUUCUUUAAUAUGUUUAGAACUGGUUCUUUGAGAAUCUUGUUGUGCUUCUUUUUUAAAAUUCCAGAUUUAAGUUUUUUUUUACUUGAACAAGAGCAUCUGGAUUCAUUAGGAACAAAAGUUAGAGGAACUUCCAUAAAGUUUCUCUUCAGUAAAGGACUUGUAAAAGGAUUUUUAUUACUUAUAAUUUUAUUUAAUUUUAAUGGUUCUAUUUCCAGCCGUCCCAUUACCAUUCCUAAUAUUGCUUCUUCUUUGUCCAUUAUUUCUGCUACAUUGGCUAUAGAAUCCUGCUACGAAGUUAUGUUACCGUUACUUACAAACAAAUAGGGUUUCAUACCACAGCUAGUUAUUAUAAACGAAGUGUCCAAAUUAUGAAAUAAUUAGCCUCGCUUCUAAAUAUUGUAAAUAGAAUAAUGGCUAUUGGCCAUGGACACACAAGACAUAACAUAUAUUUUGUUUACGUCAUGCUCUACUGUAAGACUUUCAUAGUUUUCAUUCGUGG